AUGCAAAUCACCGCCGUUCUCACCGCUGUCAUCAUGGCUGUCCCAGCCGUCAUGGGUGCUGCUACCCCAAACCCACCAACCUACGGCAACCCACCCACUCGCCCACCGCCACCAUUUGGAUCUAAGCGCGUCCUCCAGGAGUGGUUCGGAACUGCCCCCUUGUGCAACGGCAAGUGCCCAGCUGGCUGGGACACCGUCUUGUACGCCGACCGUGCCGGAGCUUGCCAGUCCAGCACCUCCUACAAGAUUGUCGAGUCCUGCCGCAACCUUUCCUCCCACAAGUGCGCCACCGGUCGCAAGGUUCUUUGCGAGUACAAACUCUCUGGCUUCCAGCACUAA
This is a messenger RNA of Orbilia oligospora ATCC 24927, 339 nucleotides long. RefSeq lists its product as uncharacterized. Bases 1 to 339 code for a protein of 112 amino acids. The transcript is spliced from 2 exons. The record is from RefSeq and is a predicted model, not a curated record. NCBI's taxonomy places the organism in Eukaryota, Fungi, Ascomycota, Orbiliomycetes, Orbiliales, Orbiliaceae.